This is a messenger RNA of Telopea speciosissima, 1165 nucleotides long. Its product is annotated as formin-like protein 3. The coding region runs from base 99 to 1046 and encodes 315 amino acids. Lineage: Eukaryota; Viridiplantae; Streptophyta; Magnoliopsida; Proteales; Proteaceae. The transcript is spliced from 12 exons. The record is from RefSeq and is a predicted model, not a curated record.
UACUUAAAAAUAUUUUUCCAAUCUUUUUAUGAUGUGUUUUUGUUUAUUCAUCUAUUAAUUUUCAGGUUGAGUUGCGUAGAGCGUAUAACUGUGAAAUAAUGCUUACAAAAAUAAAAAUGCCUCUGCCAGAUAUGAUUAAUGCAGUUUUGGCUUUGGAUACGUCAGCUUUAGACAUUGACCAAGUUGAGAAUCUCAUCAAAUUUUGUCCUACGAAAGAAGAAAUGGAAACACUGAAGAAUUAUACUGGCAACAAGGAAAUGCUUGGAAGGUGUGAACAGUUUUUCCUGGAGCUGAUGAAGGUCCCUCGAGUAGAAUCCAAGUUAAGGGUAUUUUCAUUCAGAAUCAACUUUUCUACUCAGGUGAAGGAGUUACGAUCUAAUCUGAUUACAAUCAACAAUGCUUCUAAAGAGGUAAGGGAAUCUGUAAAGUUGCGUCAGAUAAUGCAGACUAUUCUCACCUUGGGAAAUGCAUUAAAUCAGGGAACAACGCGAGGAUCAGCAAUAGGAUUCAAACUGGACAGCCUUCUUAAAUUGUCAGACACUCGUGCAAGAAACAAUAAAUUGACUCUAAUGCAUUAUUUAUGCAAGCUCCUCGCUGAGAAAAUGUCAGAGUUGUUGGAUUUUGAUAAGGACCUGGUUCAUUUGGAAGCAGCAUCUAAGAUUCAACUGAAGUCCUUAGCUGAAGAAAUGCAAGCAGUCAGUAAGGGUCUUGAAAAGGUUGAGCAAGAGCUCACUACCUCGGAAAAUGAUGGUGCCAUCUCUAUGGGUUUUCAGAAGGCUUUAAAGGAUUUCCUUGAUACCGCUGAAGCUGAAGUGAGGUCACUUAUAUCAUUGUAUUCUGAAGUGGGAAGAAAUGCAGACUGUCUAUCUCAGUAUUUUGGGGAGGAUCCAGCUCGCUGUCCAUUUGAGCAAGUGACAUCAAUAUUGGUAAUCUUCAUUAAGAUGUUCAAUAAAUCGCGUGAGGAGAAUGCUAAGCUAGCUGAUGCUGAAAGGAAGAAACUGGAAAAGGAUGCCAUGAAAGAACGAGCAAAUUCUUCAACAAAAUAAGAUGGCUUAUGUUGAUGGCACAGAGGUUUAAAAGUAACACAAGCUGUGCAAGGUAGGAUGACGAGGAAAGAAAAUGUGACUGUUGAAGCAGUUGGGAGUAAAAAGAUUAUAUUCAUUAU